Molecule: messenger RNA, 917 nt
Organism: Zea mays
Lineage: Eukaryota; Viridiplantae; Streptophyta; Magnoliopsida; Poales; Poaceae
Exons: 2
Coding region: 284-637 (117 amino acids)
Source: RefSeq, marked validated
GCUCGUGUCUCAGCUACUGUGGCCACUCAUUUGCCAGCAAGUGGCAUUAUAUAUAUUCGUUCCUCCGGCCGACGGCCAGUACGUACGUAGGCGCCGACGAGCUAGGUCUCGCCGCCGCCGCCUCGCUCGCGGUAGAGAAAGAGAGAGAGAGAAACAGAUCGAGAUAUAGAACGAGAAAUUUUAAUAAAGAGAGGCGAGCUAGCUAUCUAGGUAGAGAGAGGCCGGGCCGGCCGCGCGGGGGCGGGCAAGCAAGAUAGAGGCCGGGAGCGUGCGCAGGAAGCUGAUGAGGCUGCUGUCGUUCGUGCCCUGCGGCUGCCGUGCUGGACCCAUCGACGACGCGCCGCCCACGGACCACCACGCCACCGCGAGGAACCGCAGGAUCGUCGGGAGGAGGGCAACCGCCGCCAGGUCCUCCGCCUCUGCGGCGCACUGGCGCCCCUCGCUCGGGGACAUCUACGAGGACUACAGCGCCGACGCGGCCAGUAAUAAGGCCGGCGACGGCGGGCCGGCGAGGGGCAGGAAAGCGGCGUCCUGGGACGUCGCCCGGGUGCUGCCCCGCGCGCACAGCGAUGAAUACCGGCACCUUGAGCGCGCGUCGUCCAUGCCAGCGUUCGCGCCGAUGGCCUUCCUUUUCUGAUCACGUCGUCGGCGGCCGCCAGCCCUCGACGACGAUGAAGUACUGCGGGAAGCAUAUAUAUACAGAUUACUGUCGACGUAUUGUAGAACCAAUGAUAUAUAUGCAUGCAUAUGCACAUCCAUCAGGCCGGAAUAAAUCUAUGCAUGCUUUUGUGUGUGUGACGUACGUGUCUAUGUAUAUGUGAUGAUUUGGAUGAGCUAGCUAGAGUCGUGAACGUACAUGCCAUGUACAUAAUUACUAGUAUAGUUAUAGUAAUUAAUAAUACUAGCUAUAUAGCUAA